Molecule: messenger RNA, 881 nt
Organism: Engraulis encrasicolus (European anchovy)
Lineage: Eukaryota; Metazoa; Chordata; Actinopteri; Clupeiformes; Engraulidae
Exons: 6
Coding region: 1-879 (292 amino acids)
Molecular function (GO): ubiquitin-protein transferase activity
Source: RefSeq, a predicted model, not a curated record
AUGGAGGCCCUCCAGACUGGCUUCUUCUUGGAGGAAGGCAAAAGUAAGCUGCUGCUGUUUGAGGGAAAGGAUGACCACCUGACUCCCACCUGUAGACUUGACCUCACAGAAAGUGGUCUCUUCAUCAUAGCAGGAAGAAUGAUGGGGCACAGCUUUCUACAUGGAGGCCCAUCUUUCACUGGACUAAGUCCUGCUAUAAUUCAUGUGAUCCUGGGGCGGGAUCCAAAGAUGGCUCCCAUCUCUGUGGAUGAUUGUGUUGAUUGGGACGUCCGGGAGGUCCUGGAGCUGCUUGAAGGGACUGACAACUUCACUGAGGACGAGAGGGAGAGGGUGAACAAUAUCUGUCUGUACUGGGAUCUGCCCACGGUUGACAGAGAAAAUAGACAAUGGCUCACCGAAAAGAUUCUACUUCAUGCUGUCCUUGGGAGGACAGAAAAACAAGUGGAACAACUGCAGAGGGGACUAAGGGACAGUGGAGUUUAUGAUCUGCUCAGUGCACGUCCAGACACUGCGGCCAUCUUGUUUCCCAGGACGUCUGAAAGAGAAAUUACACCGCAGAUGAUUUUGGACCACAUCACUUGGCCUGCAAAUGUGGCAUAUGGUGUUUCACGGCUGGACCAGGACCGAAUUUUGGGUUUCUUCAGACGAUUUAUCGAGAAUGGAACUCCAGAUGUACUGAAAAGCCUCUUGCGCUUCUGGACUGGCUGGGAGGUCCUGUCAGGACAUUUGAAGGUGGAAGUCAUCGUCUGUGACCUCCCAAUGUCUGCUACAUGUUUCUACAGAUUGAAAUUGCCAGCUUAUGUACAAGAGUUUGAAGAGUUCACCAAUGUCUUGAAAGCAGUAUGUGAAACAUCUUCCUCUGGCUUUGGCCAGGUUUGAAA